This is a messenger RNA of Cryptomeria japonica (Japanese cedar), 606 nucleotides long. RefSeq lists its product as uncharacterized. The record is from RefSeq and is a predicted model, not a curated record. NCBI's taxonomy places the organism in Eukaryota, Viridiplantae, Streptophyta, Pinopsida, Cupressales, Cupressaceae. The transcript has a single exon. The coding region runs from base 1 to 606 and encodes 201 amino acids. Gene Ontology annotation, molecular function: nucleic acid binding; RNA-DNA hybrid ribonuclease activity.
AUGGAUCAUUUGUGUUCCUUUUCUCACUGGGAUAAUUGGGUAACAUGGAAAUGGAUGUCACUUCGAGUCAUUCCAUCUCAUGGGGAUAUAGCGUCUGGCUUAUCCUCUCUUGCCAAACGUAAGCUAGCUAAAUGGACUCCUCCCCUCCAAUUCUCAUUUAAAUUAAAUUUUGAUGGGGUUGCUAAGGGUAAUCCAGGUAAGUCGGGGAUUGGGGUUGUCCUCUUUGAUCAUAAUUAUAUGAUUGUUAAAGUUGUGGGUAAAUUUAUUGGUGUCGACUCUAACAAUUCUGCUGAAUUUCAUGCGUUAUCUUUUGGUCUUGAUCUUGCCAUCUCUUUGGGCAUUAAGGAUAUUAUCAUUGAAGGGGAUUCAAUGUUGAUCUUUCAUUCGGUCUCUGCUAAGAAAUGUGUUUCCUGGCACUUACAGUACCUGCUAGAUCGAAUUCUUGCACAAUUGAAGUGUUUUUCUACCUUUACUAUAUCUCAUUGUUAUAGGGAAAUAAAUGUUAUUGUAGAUUAUCUGGCUAACAAGGUUGUUGUCGAAUGUGCUGAGUAUCUGGAAGUCUCCCCUCGAGAUAUUCCUGCUUCUUGCAUUAGUAUCCUUUAUUAA